This is a messenger RNA of Rosa rugosa (rugosa rose), 2266 nucleotides long. RefSeq lists its product as uncharacterized. Gene Ontology annotation, cellular component: signal recognition particle, endoplasmic reticulum targeting. Gene Ontology annotation, biological process: SRP-dependent cotranslational protein targeting to membrane. NCBI's taxonomy places the organism in Eukaryota, Viridiplantae, Streptophyta, Magnoliopsida, Rosales, Rosaceae. The coding region runs from base 176 to 2005 and encodes 609 amino acids. The transcript has 13 exons. Gene Ontology annotation, molecular function: signal recognition particle binding; endoplasmic reticulum signal sequence receptor activity; 7S RNA binding. The record is from RefSeq and is a predicted model, not a curated record.
AGGUCCAAAGCGAAAACAAAUAAACUACAGAGGAGUGAGAAACCGCUCAGGUAGGUAGGUAUUCCGUCCACCUCAAUCUCCGCCGUCUCUUGCAUUUUCCCGGCAGCCAAAACGACGCAGUUUUGGUGCCCCUAUAAUCAGUGCUGGUGUGAUUUGUUAAUGAAGGAUAUUUGAGAUGGGGAAAGAGAACCAGAACCAGAACCAGAACCAGAACCAGACGACGUCGGCUAUGGAGAUCGACAAUCAAAAGGCGAACACCUCCGAUCAGAUCGGUCCUAAAUUCUCAAUCAACGUUUUACAGCUGUUGAAAUCUGCUCAGAUGCAGCAUGGAUUGCGCCACGGGGAUUACACUCGUUAUCGGAGGUAUUGCACUGCAAGGUUGAGGAGGCUGUAUAAGUCAUUGAAGUUCACUCACGGCCGUGGCAAGUACAACCGCCGAGCAAUAACCGAAUCAACUGUUACUGAAGUGAGGUUUCUCCAUGUGGUUCUAUAUACGGCAGAGAGGGCUUGGAGCCAUGCCAUGGAAAAAAGGCAAGUUCUGGAUGGUCCAAAUGCUCGUCAACGAAUCUAUCUGAUUGGUAGGCUGAGGAAGGCAGUAAAAUGGGCUACUCUUUUUGCACAGUUGUCUGCAAUCAAGGGAGAUUCUAGAACUUCCUUAGAAGCUGAGGCUUAUGCCUCUUUUAUGAAAGGGAACCUGUUGUUUGAACAAGAUCGAAAUUGGGACACAGCAUUACUGAACUUCAAAAGUGCCAGGGCGGUUUAUGAGGAACUUGCGAAAUAUGGAGACCUGGAGAAUCAAGUUUUAUGCCGUGAGCGUGUUGAGGAAUUAGAACCUAGUAUCCGGUACUGUCUACACAAGAUUGGAGAGUCAAAUCUACAAGGCUCUGAACUUCUACAUAUUGGUGAGAUGGAAGGACCUGCUUUGGACCUCUUCAAGGCUAAAUUGGAGGCUGUUAUGGAUGAGGCAAGAUCUCAACAGGCUGCCUCCAUGACAGAAUUUCAUUGGCUAGGCCAUAGAUUUCCAAUUUCAAAUGCAAAAACUCGGGUUUCUAUUUUAAAAGCUCAAGACUUGGAGAAAGAUGUACUUGGUUCAUCAGCUAAUUCACUCCCUACAGAGAAAAGGCUAGCCAUUUUUGACAAAGUUUUCACUGCAUACCAUGAGGCAAGGAGCUGCAUUCGCAGUGAUUUGGUCAGUGCAGGUAGUUCUGAAAAUGUCAAAGAUGACUUGAAUGGCCUUGAUAAAGCUGUUAGUGCUGUAUUAGGACAACGGACCAUUGAGCGUAACCUACUUUUGGUUAGCAUUGCAAAGAGCAAACUCACUAAGCGACGAGAUGACAAAAAUGAGAGAACUACGAAGCCAGAAGAGCUUGUCCGCUUGUAUGAUCUCCUAUUACAGAAUACAGCUGACCUUUCAGAUUUAGUCAGUUCGGGACGAGAAAAAACAUCAGAGGAAGUCGCAUUUGCUGCAGAAUGUGAGCUUAAAAGUUUGGCUUUCCGAGCAGAAAGGUGUUUCUUUUUGGGUAGAUCAUACAGUUUGGCUGGUAAGAGGGUGGAAGCAUAUGCAUUGUAUUGCCGUGCUCGCACACUUGCUGAGGAUGCCCUGCAAAAAUUUAAAGCCGUUGAUAAUGCUGAUCAGGUGGUGAUCAAAGAGUUGAAGCUAUUGUGCGAUGAAUGCAGAUCUAACAGUUGUAUAGAGCAUGCAACAGGAAUCAUGGAGGAGCUGAAGGCUCCUGAAAAUCUCUCACAACAGAUUUCUAACAUCCAUAUAUCUGGAGUUGACACAAAGGACAAAUUCCUCCUUGAGAAACUUGAGGUCUACGAAUCUGCAGUUGGUGAUUCAAAUGUGAGAAGUGCUGCGCGAAUUGAAGCUUUCCCUCCUCCCUUCCAAACAAUUCCUCGCAAUCCAAUUGUUCUAGACCUUGCCUAUGAUCAUAUUGAGUUCCCAUCUCUUCUAAAUAGGAUGAAGAAAGAAACAAAGGGCUUCAUUAGUAGGUUUUGGAGAUGAGUUUUUUAGAUAUAUGAGUUUCAUUUCGUACUCCAAAUUUGAGGAUUCUGUGAAUUAGGCUUUGUCCUUGACCUUUGAUCAAACCCCAGAGUUUAUGGUGGUGGGAUAGACACAGUUUUGAAACUAGUGAGAACAUGGAAAAGAGAUAUGACCUUUAUUUUGUCUGUUGAGGAAAUUAUAAACACCCUAGAGAUUUGACAGAUGAAAGUGCUGGUGUUCCAAGUCUAACUGCAGUUAUUUUAUUCGGUCAUGUUGGAUUCA